This is a messenger RNA of Lodderomyces margitis, 3318 nucleotides long. Its product is annotated as aromatic acid exporter family protein. The record is from RefSeq and is a predicted model, not a curated record. Bases 1 to 3318 code for a protein of 1105 amino acids. NCBI's taxonomy places the organism in Eukaryota, Fungi, Ascomycota, Pichiomycetes, Serinales, Debaryomycetaceae. The transcript has a single exon.
AUGGCUAAUCUGCGAAAUGAAGAGGAAAACAUCUCGUUGACUUCCAUCUCGUCAUCAGCUGCUUCUGUAUCACCACAUGUUAAUGCAGAUGAUCCAGUUGCAUUCAAUCCCAAACUGGAGGGCAACAAUGAUGAAACUGUCAUAUGUAAUGAAUACUAUCCCGAAGGCGAUCAUCGUAAUCAAGCAACAACAAUCAUUACUGAAGAGCCCGAGAGACGAAAGCCGUUAUGGAGAAAAGUCUAUGAUGUAAUAUACCCUGACUAUGUACUACUGCAUCUAAAUUACAAAUCAUUCAAGGUGGUCAGUUCAAGUUGGAUCCAGGUGUUCGCCUCAGUGAUCUUGACGGUUGUGCCAAAAACAAGCAACUGGCUUUCUGGUGCCCCCUAUUUGGUCUUAAUUGUGUCUUUUAUUGGCGUUGCUGGAGGUUCCUCACUCAUUGAGAAUGUAUUACUAUCCCUAGCAAUUUUGAUUGGGGUGAUCAUCUCGUUCGUACACCAUGUUGUUAGAUCAAAGAUUAUCAAUGAUUUACACGGUGGAAUUACUCCGCAAGAAUUGGUGCAAAAUUUGGUCGCCGAAGGAGUCUGCCAAAUGGGACCACAGCUAAAAGAGUGCUUGAAUGAACAGAUAUAUAGUGGCAGGUAUAUCAAAACCAAGGCCGUUGCAGUGACAAUGAUCUCAAUGAUUACAAAUACGUUUAUAUUGGGCAAUAUAAGACAAAUUCACCCAUUAUGGAACUUGUGUUACAUCCUAGGCCAGAUUGGGAAUGUUAUUUUUUCAUGCUAUGGACACUUUAGUCCAUUGUAUCAGCCAUUGGAAAUCGGUUACACUGUUUUACGGCCUGUUGGAUGUGCCCUUCUUUUGAAAAUUGGAGCUGCUUUUUUCGUAUUCCCACUGACGUCCAGUUUCAGGUUCAUAGACGGUACACAAGGUGUAUUAACUCGAUUGAAACAAACAUCUGUCAAGAAUAUGCGUCUUUUCAAAACCAUGAAACCUUCAGCUCCAAACUUUGCCAAUUACAAAGCAUUUAAAAGAGAGAUGACUAAUAUUCGAGAAAAAAUGGCUCCUUUGGAAAUUGUGGCAUCAACUGUUUGGUUAGAAUAUUCCUAUGGCCGAUUUGAUGUUGGUGACGUUGGUCAAUUUAGGUCAUUGGCUAAAAACUUGGUUACUGCAACAGCAAGUUACGCCCAUUUCUUCCAAUUGUUACAAGAGCGCAUGUUUUAUUCCAAAGAUGACUUUUGCAUGCCCAGACGAAGGUCAACAGUGUCUUCGUUAAACCAUGGUCACGCAAAGAUAUUCAGCGCCUUUCAAGAUUCGUAUAGGAAAGUUGGUGAAUACGAAGAUAGGAAACGCGUGAGGACCUUGCGAAAUCGAAUAAUGCAUCAUGGAAAAGGUCACAGAAUCCCUCCUGAUGAAAUAGACCGGAUAGCCAGGUUCCUCACUGAAAGGCUCAGCCCGUUGUUGGAUGUAUCAGACAAUGCACUUGGGGUAAUACUUGAGUGGGUUGCUGCCGCUAAUGACUUUAGGUUUUUUUCUCUAUUGCCAUGGCGUUACAAACAACAAGUGUCAAAGCAAAAGGAAAUGGCAGCAAAGGUCAAGGAAACCAAGAAAGAGAUUUUAGAAGUGCUUGCAAAGUAUGAGGACGUUGAUGCUCUAAAGGAAUUGAUGCUUGAUAGUACCCAAAAUGAGGAGGCGUUAUUGUUCUUGAUUAGUCAGGGUGUGUUGUUUCUUCAGAUUGCUAGGCACCAGUGUGAAAAUAUCGUCAAGUUAUUUGACUUAUUCAUUGACAUUGAUGAGAAGAGACCUACACCUAAAUUCAUCACGUAUUUUACAAAAACCAAGUACUCCAAACCACGACACUUGUCAAGCGAUCUCAAUGAAGAAGUUCCAGACUAUUUGCAUAACGAAAUCCAAAGGAGAAAUGCCGAUAACUUGCCACCAGCAAAUAUUGGACAAUACAUCGGACUCUACAUUACCAGGCUAUUUUACUUUUUGAUAUCGGACAGAUUUUGGUUUUGGAUUCGUGCGGGUGGGCUCAUAUGUAUAGGAGCCAUACCUUAUUUUGUUAGGACAACAGCUAACUGGUAUUACAAUAUAAGAAUGGUUUGGCUUGUUAUUAUGAUUGCUGUUUCCAUUAGUGAGAGUACCGGGCAAACGACAUAUGUGUUUAUAUCAAAACUUUGCUAUACGUUUGCCGGUUGUUUGCUAGGGCUUGUUUGUUGGUACAUUUCAUGUGGAAAAGCAGCAGGUAACUACUACGGUUAUAGCGCUGUUAGUGGUGUCAUUUAUCUAUAUUUGAUAUUUUUCAGGCAUUUUUCCGUGCACCUGACGCUUUUACCUCAAGUGUUGUUUGGUGUGACGACUAUUUUGGUGUUGGGAACUUCCUGGGUAGAUGCUAAUGGAAACAUGGCAGCUAAUGUCGGCUAUGGAUGGGCACCGGCCUACUUGCGUUUUAUUGGAGUUGUCAUUGGUUUAUGUAUCGGUUCAUUGACAGCCGUGCUUCCGACACCCAAAUCUUCCAAGUUCCUCGUGAGACAGAUCUUGGGCUCCUCAUUAUCAGAAAUGGGAAACAUACAUUGUUAUGUUUCCAAAUUUGCCGUGAAAAGACGCAACGAUCCGUCUUACCAUAUUUUGGAGAGGCACGAUCUAUUGUUGGCUAGAUUCAGAUACCAGUUCAUGAGAAUUUCACUGUUGAAUAAACUUCUUGUGCCAUUAAAGUUUGAAAUUCCUAUUUCGGGAUACUGGCCAGAGUCUAAAUACUUACGUCUACAAGGGCUAAUCGGAGAUACAGUGCAAUUGUAUCUAAUGAUGUUAAUCGCUUUAAAUGAGCUUGAGGAUCCUGCAACUUGGGUACCCAUAAUUAUGAAACGUGUGGGCUUCUGCUACUCAGAAUUGGAUGCAGAGCUUUUUUCGCUCAUCCAUAUGGCUUCCGACGCAAUCAAGACAAAAGAUGCUUUGCCGAAAAUCACCGAGGCAAAUAUUUCGCUAAGACACAUGGAGUUGCUACGUCGUCAAUGGGGAAUCAAUAAGAUGUCUUUAAGUGAGCGGUUUUAUAGUACCAAGAUUAACAACGAGAAUGUCAACGCAGGUGAUCACGGUGCCAUAACAUCACAUUUAGACUACCGCAAAUUUUUCAGUCGUGAUGGUCAAUUGAACAUCUUGUCAUUGCUAAUUGCUCAUAUGAUUUAUAAUAGAUUGGACGAGAUCAUGAUAGUUGUCAAGGGUCUAGUGGGUGAGAUGUACGAUUUGGAUGAGAAUAUAUUGGUUGAUGAGGACAGUGAAGAUGAAGAAGAGCUUGAAGCGUUUGAGAGAGGUGGAUAA